Medicago truncatula (barrel medic) is the source of this 1172-nucleotide messenger RNA. RefSeq names its product zinc finger protein ZAT4-like. The record is from RefSeq and is a predicted model, not a curated record. The transcript has a single exon. Gene Ontology annotation, biological process: regulation of DNA-templated transcription. The coding region runs from base 290 to 1021 and encodes 243 amino acids. NCBI's taxonomy places the organism in Eukaryota, Viridiplantae, Streptophyta, Magnoliopsida, Fabales, Fabaceae.
GUGAUAACAUGCCACCAAUUUUUACAUUUAUUACGGCUUUUUCUUAUUUUGUUUCUUUUGUAUAAGGAAGCCUUUUACUUUUAUUACUAUGUUAUAGAUACAAAGUAUCCACCCCGUUUAGCAUCGACUAAUCUUUGACGGGCAACCGGUUGAACACACAAAGUGGAUUCUCUUAUAAGGAAGGCUUGUAACUUUACCCUCUAUAAAAUCCUGAAUUCCGCAAACACUCCUCAUCCAAAACAAAGAAGCGAGGAAGUAUUUUCAUUUUACAUUAGAGUUUCUGCAAACUAUGGAGAAGAGCGAUGGGAAAACCUGUGGGAUUUGUGGGAAGUGGUUCUCCGGUGGGAAAGCCCUUGGAGGCCACAUGAGAUCUCACAUGGUUCAUUUGCCGAUUGUUCCAAAGCUUGAAACUAAUACUCAAGCUGUAGACAAUUCGGCCGAUUCAACCCAUCGUCGAAAUCAAUUUGCUUCCUCACAGACUUGUCUUCCCGAAAUACAGCAAACACAGAAUUUCCUAUCCAUGAAACAAAACUUCACUGCCUCCUCUGCAAACUCAAACAGAGAAAAUGAAUCUGUGUCCAACCCGAAAAACCCAACCCGCAAGAGAUCCAAUUGCGGACGCGAACUUAAUGCUGCGGCUGAUACAGAAGAUAUGUCAAGAGAUCCAGGUGUUUUGAUGGUAUGGGGAUUUUACAAAGAUGCACAAAAAAGGGAAGGGAUCAAGAAACAAAAAAUGAGGGAAGAAAAUGGCGAAAGCAGUAGAGGUGACUCGCUUGCACAAGCAGACUCUGAAGCCAGGUUCAACUGUGAGAGGUGCGGAAAAAUGUUCCGAUCUUAUCAAGCUCUUGGUGGGCACAGAGUAUACUGCAAAAGAGACAAUGAUGGUGAUUUAAUAGAUCAGAAACCUUUUCACUGCCCAAAUUGCAACAAAGUGUUCAAGUCUGCUCAGGCACUCGGUGGACACAAGAGGGUACACUCUUCCCGUGCUAAUGAAUUUCAAAGUGUGCAACACCCGUAUUGAAUUUUCAAGUCCCCAAUGAUGAUCCUCGAAUUCUCAAAAAGCAAUUGUAGAGAUAGGGAAUUUACAGACUUCAUUUGUGAUUCUGUACACAGUUUUUAACUGUGUUCAGUUCUGAAUGUUCUGAACAAUAAUUCAUUUCAAUCAUUUGGGU